Molecule: messenger RNA, 831 nt
Organism: Rhipicephalus sanguineus (brown dog tick)
Lineage: Eukaryota; Metazoa; Arthropoda; Arachnida; Ixodida; Ixodidae
Product: dehydrogenase/reductase SDR family member 9
Exons: 5
Coding region: 193-831 (212 amino acids)
Source: RefSeq, a predicted model, not a curated record
GCGUUAUGGACCCCGGCUCGGAUGGAGCCACCGUCCUCAAGGAGAUGCGGGUCAACGUGGUGCCCCUGGACUACAUGGAAGAGGACAGCAUCGUGCAGGCUUACAAGACGGUGACCACGAAACUUGGUGACAAAGAGCUGUGGGGCAUCGUGGCCAACGCGGGCGUGAACCAACUACGGCGAGCUCGAGUGGAUGUCGUACGACGAACUGCGCUGGCUCGUCGCCGUCAACGUCACCGGCACCAUGCGCUUCGUCAAGGAAGGCAUCGCGCUGCUCAGGAAGAGCAAAGGCCGCAUCGUCAUCAUGUCCAGCGUGCACGGCCGCAUGUCCAUACCUGGAUCUGUGGGGGCGUCGGCGGCGGCGGCGGCGCUCUGUUCACUCGCCGACGGCCUGCGGCGUGAGCUACACAAGUGGCAAGUGAACGUGUCCACGGUGGAGCCCAUGCUGUAUAAGACUAGGAUCACGGACCCCGAGAACGUGAGGAUCGGCAUCAACGAGGUCAUCAACAGGAUGAACCCCACCAUGAGGGAAGAGUACGGCCAAGUCUACCUGGACGCCUUCAAGAACUUGAUCCCCAAACGCAUGCAGAAGUACAUGCACGUCAACCUCAACGACGUGUCCAAGGCAGUUCACUGUGCUUUGACAGAUCCGGUCCCCAAGGCGCGGUACCGGUGCGGCAGCACGGACGUUGCCCUGUGCAGCCUCUUCGAGCUGCUGCCCAUCGAGAUGCUGGACAGCGUGCUCAUUAACGUUUUCCAGCCGAAGAGCAAGUCACGCGGAAAGUUGUUCGCCAGCCCUGCUACGCCCAUGGAGUUAACCAAGACGCACUGA